Messenger RNA from Calypte anna (Anna's hummingbird), 6144 nucleotides. It is a transcript of the gene CMTR1, whose product is annotated as cap methyltransferase 1. The transcript has 24 exons. The record is from RefSeq and is a predicted model, not a curated record. NCBI's taxonomy places the organism in Eukaryota, Metazoa, Chordata, Aves, Apodiformes, Trochilidae. Gene Ontology annotation, cellular component: nucleus; cytoplasm. Gene Ontology annotation, molecular function: nucleic acid binding; methyltransferase cap1 activity; protein binding. The coding region runs from base 499 to 2994 and encodes 831 amino acids. Gene Ontology annotation, biological process: 7-methylguanosine mRNA capping.
GGGGCGGGGCCGGACCGGGAAUCGAAACCGCCGGGUCGGUGCAGGACGGGCCCGCGUCCCCCCGGCUGCGGAGACCUGGGACACGGAGCCGGCCCGAGCGGCCCCCACAGCCCCAGCCCCGCCGCCUCCUCCUCUGCCGUGAGUGCCGCCAGCCCGCUCGCGCAGAGCGGGGUCCCCUCCCGGCAGCUCCCGCCGCAUGGGCGCCGCGGCUCGGCCCACCGCGGGUUUGCCUGACCCCCGGUACCGGGAGUGAGCGCUGCGUGACCCCGGCGGUCCCUGUGGGCGAGCGGCUGGCGGAGGAGCGGCUUGCGGGGUCACCUCGGGGAAGGCGGCGGCCGUGGGCAGACGGUCGGGGGCUGCCGCCGCCUUACCGAGCGUGAGGGGCUGUGCUGCCGAGGGGCUGGCACUGCCUCCCGGCUGCUGUGCCCCCGGGAUCGGGGCCUUCACCCGCAGGUAAUUCUGUGUCGUUUGAAGCCUCGCAGGGAAGCAGCAGCAAAAAUGAAGAGAAGGACAGAACCCGAAUUUAGCAGCCCUCAAAAGAAGCAGAAGAAGAGGAUAGAAGAAUUGGGAUUAACCCUCAGUUCUACUUCAGAUGAUGAAACUCAAUUUAGUAAUCAUACUACUCAAGAGUCUUCAAGUAGCAGCAGUGGGUCUGAAAGUGAGAGUGAGGAGAAAAGACCAGUCUUCAGCAAUGAGUUCAAACAAGACUCUCUUGUGGAAGGCACUUCAUCUCGCUACUCCAUGUAUAACAGUGUCUCCCAAAAGCUCAUGGCCAAGAUGGGCUUCCGGGAAGGAGAAGGUCUGGGAAAAUAUGGCCAAGGCAGGAAGGAUAUUGUUGAGGUCUCCAAUCAGAAGGGAAGAAGAGGCUUUGGGCUGACCCUCAAAGGAUUUGAUGGGGAGCUCAAUAUUGAUUGGCAGGAUGAGCCAGAGCCCAGUGCCUAUGAGGAGGUAGACUGGUGCCUCGAGUGUACCACGGAAAUCCCUGAUGCCCAGGAGCUGAAGGAGUGGAUGACUGUGGGCAAGAGGAAGAUGGUGAUUGAAGAUGAAACAGAGUUCUGUAGUGAAGAGCUUUUGCAUAAUGUCCUGCAGUGCAAGAGUGUAUUUGAUGAGCUGGAUGGAGAAGAAAUGCGUCGUGCACGGACAAGGUCUAACCCCUAUGAGAUGAUCCGUGGAGUUUUCUUUCUGAACAGGGCUGCAAUGAAGAUGGCAAAUAUGGACCAUGUCUUUGAUUACAUGUUUACAAACCCUAAGGACUUCCAUGGGAGGCCCUUGGUAAAGGAGCGAGAUGCAGAGCUGCUCUACUUUGCUGAUGUGUGUGCUGGUCCUGGAGGCUUCUCAGAGUACGUCUUGUGGAGACGGAAGUGGCAUGCAAAAGGAUUUGGCAUGACCUUGAAAGGACCAAAUGAUUUUAAACUGGAGGACUUCUAUUCUGCUUCCAGUGAGCUCUUUGAACCUUAUUAUGGAGAGGGAGGGAUUGAUGGAGAUGGAGACAUUACUCGCCCAGAAAACAUUACUGCUUUCCGGAAUUUUGUUUUGGACAAUACUGAUCACAAGGGAGUGCAUUUCUUAAUGGCUGAUGGGGGUUUCUCAGUGGAGGGUCAGAACAAUCUGCAAGAGAUCCUAAGCAAACAGCUCAUGCUUUGCCAGUUCCUUACAGCAUUGUCCAUUGUUCGGACAGGAGGACAUUUUGUCUGCAAAACCUUUGACCUGUUUACUCCAUUCAGUGUGGGACUUGUUUAUCUUCUGUAUUGCUGCUUUGAGCGAGUGUGCAUCUUUAAACCUGUGACAAGCCGCCCUGCCAACUCAGAGAGGUAUGUGAUAUGCAAAGGAUUAAAGCUAGGGAUUGAUGAUGUGCGGGACUAUCUCUUCAUGGUGAACAUCAGGCUGAACCAGCUGCGCAACUCUGACGUGGAUGUGAAUCUUGUUGUCCCACUGAACGUGAUCAAAGGCGACCAGGACUUCUAUGAUUACAUUGUCCAGUCCAAUGAAAACCACUGCAAAGUUCAGAUAAAGGCACUAGCCAAAAUUCGUGCUUUUGUUCAAGACACGACACUUGUGGAGCCACGGCAGGCUGAAAUCCGAAAGGAGUGUCUCCAGUUAUGGGGGAUUCCUGAUCAGGCUCGUGUUGCUCCUUCAUCUUCAGAUCCCAAGUCCAAGUUCUUUGAGCUUAUCCAGGGCACGGACAUCGAUACCUUCAGUUACAAACCCACUCCUCUGAAUUCCAGCACACUGGAGAAAAUUCGGCAAGUGUUGGAUUUCCGAUGUAUGGUGUCUGGAAGUGAGCAGAAAUUCCUCCUGGGGCUAGGGAAAUCACAGAUCUACACCUGGGAUGGUCGCCAGUCAGACCGCUGGACAAAGCUGGAUUUGAAAACAGAGCUGCCAAGAGAUACUCUUCUCUCAGUGGAGAUUGUUUAUGAGCUGAAAGGAGAGGGGAAAGCCCAGCGAAAAAUCAGUGCCAUCCACAUACUUGAUGUCUUGGUGCUGAAUGGCAAUGAUGUUCGAAACCAGCAUUUCAACCAGAGGAUUCAGCUGGCAGAGAAGUUUGUCAAAGCUGUUUCUAAACCAAGCCGGCCAGAUAUGAACCCCAUCCGAGUGAAGGAAGUGUACAGAUUGGAGGAAAUAGAGAAGAUUUUUGUGAGGUUAGAGAUGAAAAUCAUCAAGAGCUCAGGGGGGGUGCCCCGGUUAUCCUACACUGGCCGAGAUGAUCGGCACUUUGUGCCCACAGGACUCUACAUCGUACGGACUGUGAAUGAUCCCUGGACAAUGGCAUACAGCAAAAACUCCAAGAGAAAAUUCUUCUUCAACAAAAUGACCAAGCAUUCAACCUUCUAUCUCCCUUCUGAAUCCAUUGCACCCUUUCAUGUCUGCCAUUACAGCCGCCUCUUCUGGGAGUGGGGGGAAGGUGUCAAAGUGCACGAUUCUCAGAAGAGGAAAGAUCCAGAGAAGCUAUCAAAGGAAGAUGUGCUGGCUUUCAUCCAAGCACACUACCCCUAACCCCGCUCUUUUGAGGGGUGCAGGGGAGGCUGAGCCCAGCUUGGAUUCUUCAGGGACUGAUGAAACUGGGGAGACUGCAACUUCUGUCCUGGUCUUCUCCAGAGCUGGUGUCCUGGAGGUGGUCUAACCAGAGAGUGGUAUGCAGAAGGCACAGGACAAGGCUCUACCCUUGCAGUGUAUAUAAGAGUACAGCCCAGGUAGUGCCUGCUGCUGGAGUUCCUGUGGUGACUCCUGGAGCCAAGGCCUAAUGUCCUUUUGUCCUGACCUACUGUAUGCAUGAGGCCAAGGGGCUGGCAGCUUUCUUCGCUCCUGUUCAAACAUUCAGCAAGGUUUGUGGAGCUCUGUGUGUACCAGAUCUCUCAGGCUUGUGCUUCUCUGGGAGUGUGGGAAGGAGCAGUGAUGUCUUGGUGGCAGAGCUGGGCAACAGCACAUCCAAGUGGCUCUGCACCAUUCCUGGCAGCUCUGUUUCCUUGGCCUUGUCAAAGGCCUGCGCUACCCAGUGGAGGGUGUUAGCUCAUUGGGGAAUGCUGGCUUUGGGACAUGAAUAUGUAUUGUUGGGGUCUCCAACACUUCUGCUUAUCAAGGCACUUGGCAAUUCCUAUGUGAUGGCAUCCUGUUAGACAAAGGCCCACACGGGUGAAGUAGAGUUCCUGGCACAGAUUUAAUGUGCUCAGUCCAAGGCAUUUUUUAAGACCUCUAGAAGCUGCUGUGACAAGGAUUUUACCUCCCAAGGUCAGUGUCUGAUCUUGAGCUAGCAUCCUGGGAUUAAUUUGAAUGGGGCUGCCUCAUGGUAUUUGAGACCAAGGUGCUUUGUUUCUUGGUAGUUGACAUUAUUCCCCAAAUCAUCAGAGUGGGAAAGAAGACACAGGUGAGUUAGGAUGCUGGAGGUCUUUUUGGAGGAAAUGAUGGGAAUAUGUUAGGGGUAAAAAAACAACAGGGCUUCAGUGACUUUGACCAUGCUGGUUAAUCAGAAGAAAUCCUGUCCCUUGACUGUGCCCACUGGGAAGGUUACCAGACUUUCCUUUUUAAAUGUCAGAGGGGACUUAGAAACCCUCCAUGUCUCAUUUGGCCCUAGAGCUGGGGUGAGGGCACUGAGCUGUGAAUCUCUCAGCAUGGUAUGUAUGUGUCAACAGACUUUGCCAUGCACUUCUGUGCUGGGUUCAGAGUUGUCUUCUGUUGUGUGUUUUACCUCCGCUUCUGGCUUCCAUGGCCCUUUUGCCAGGUCUUCCAUAUUAAUCAGAAGAUGACACAGCUGACUGCUUUUGGCUAAGCAGCAAAAUUGUGUUCUCUUCCCCCUUCUCCCCCCCCCCCCCUUUUUUUUUUCCUUGAUUUGUUUUUCAACACAGAUUGGUAGUAGGGAGGAAACUGAUUUAGGGGUUGUCUGAAUUGUGCCUUAAAGAAAGCUAUAGUUCUAGAAUCUGUAGCAGUUUAGAUUUUUGUUUCUUUCUCUCCAUACCCUUACGUACAAUUUGAACAAGCUUUAUGUAGCAAGACAUGGAAAUAUUCUCUUGUAGGUGUAUGCCCUGCAUCCCACCCAAAGAACCCAUAACAAGGAUGGCAUAUUGUAGAUGUCUCACCUACACCACCUAAGGCCCAGCAUCACAUGUAGGUUUUGUGUUCUCAGCACACAGUUAAAUGUCAUCCUACAGGUAGGCUGUGCCUCCCACAGCUUGGAGCACUUCCAUGUCUUCACAAGCAAGUUGUGUCCCUAUAACCAGGUAUUAAUUCUCUACAGUAUUCUCUACAGGUAUAAAGGAACUUAAUAGCUGCAGCUCCUUGCACAAUGAAAAACUACAUGCAGCCUUGACCACUGCAGAACCACACCCCUGGCUAAAGAUGCAGCACAGAAGUUGGCAGGCAGUUUUUCAGUGUUAACUGGAGGAGGCAAAGCUUGCUUAGGGGACAGAAGUUUAGCUUAUAAAAGAGUUAUAUUGAAUAUUGUGCAGGGGAGUUAGUCUGAAGUCAGAACUGCUUUUUCCACACUUGUGAUUAUUAGGUCAGGUCAAAGUAGCUGAGUGAAGACAAGCAGUUAAUGCAUCCUCUUACUGACCUGUAGACCUUCUCUGCUCUCAAGCAUCUGGAAUACAUGUAUGAAAGAAACAGUGGCCCUUAGCUCUCAAAGAACGAGGCUUGUCACUAGUGGUUGUUUCUGCAAAAGCACUUCCAUGAGGGAUGAGGAGGAAUCUCUCUCAGUGGGCAAUAAAGAACCUCCAACUGUGGUUUUCAAGCCCGUGUACAGCUGGCUUUUUAAACCAAUCAGUAAUUUGAAUUCUGGCACUUCUUUGGACUGUCUUGAGGCUGUUCCAAUGCCAGCAAAGCAUGCUCCUCCCUUUGCCAGGCUCCUUUGCUAAGUGUUGUGUCCUCCACUCGAGGCUUUGGCUUUCUGCAGGCUGGCUGACAGAAGGGUAGCUAGGAAGUACAUGAGGGUGGGUGUACGCCUCUUGAGGGUACAAAAAAGCCCUGGUUAGCCUGCAGGCUCGCUUUUAUAAACAGAUACUUAGUUUGCCCAGUUGCCUCCAGCUCCUCUGAUUUUAAUUUGCUUUUAAUUUUUGAUGCACUGAACCUUAUUUCUGAAUCCCCCUUCAGGAAGGCAAGCACAAACCACUGUGCUUCCCCGCGUCUGGGUAUAUACAGAGGGAUUUUGUUGGGAAGGGGGUGAGGAAGGUCUUGCUGAAGGGAAUGUUUGUGAACAUUAAUUGCACAAUGCAUUGUUAUUAGGCUGUGUAUCAUUUUGUGUUGACUUCUCUGCUUUGAUUGUCUCUGUGACCAAUACAGCCCCUUUAGUUCUCAACAGUGCAUCCUUACUUGGCUUCCCACAAUAUUCUGGCUAGCACAGUUCAGUUUUGAAGGCUCUCCCUUUUUAAAGGCUUUUCUGACAAGUAAUGCACACUCAGGGCUACCAGGUGUAUGAACAAGGGGACUAGAGGGAACAAUCUCCAGCACUCCUCUGCAGCAUGGUAGGCUGCUUUUCCACCCACAGGAAGCAAAUGCUCAAGAUGAGUUACACACUGUUGAGACAUCACUGACCAGGGAUGUAAAGUGUGUAACCCAGCCCAGGCUUACUAUGGUGCUGUGUGUGCCAGAAGGGAGAGGGCAGGAUAAGAAUAAAGCAGUAGCUGAGAGGUAUUACAAAAUAGGAAAAAUAAAAAA